This is a messenger RNA of Hypoxylon trugodes, 1544 nucleotides long. RefSeq lists its product as uncharacterized. Gene Ontology annotation, biological process: metal ion transport; transmembrane transport. The transcript has 2 exons. NCBI's taxonomy places the organism in Eukaryota, Fungi, Ascomycota, Sordariomycetes, Xylariales, Hypoxylaceae. The record is from RefSeq and is a predicted model, not a curated record. Gene Ontology annotation, cellular component: membrane. The coding region runs from base 90 to 1412 and encodes 440 amino acids. Gene Ontology annotation, molecular function: metal ion transmembrane transporter activity.
GUACCUUUAGUUCAGUUUCAUGUUGUAUACGGAUUGAGAAUGACAUUUUCACCUGUGUCGGAUACUAACAUCCACUAGAUGACCUCGCGAUGCUCAUAACUAGUCGAUGUUCCGGCACAUUUGAUCGGCACCGGCUUGACGACCAAGACUUCCAAUUUUUCGAUAUGUUCGAGAGUUCAAUCGGUCUUGUUACGGAUCGGGAAAGCCAAUUGUUCAGCCGUUUCAAUCGCGCUUCUGCGAAAUCUGCUGAGUGGCUCCACAGUCAUCGACGCAGACGUAACAGCGGCUUACCUUCAUUCGGAUCCGCCGAUCAGGAAGAGAACGUUAUGGAUCAAUUCCCCGACUCUCUUCUCGACAUCGGCGUCGAAACGUCUCUUCUUGCCGAGAUCAAAGACAUUCGCGAUGAGUUGAGUAUUAUCACAGUUAUCCUAGAUGCGCAACUAGCGACACUUGCCGACUUCGAGUUUGACAUCACCGAGGAAUUGCGCGGCGCUGAGGGACCCAAUAAUCGCCGUGCUGUUGACACCGCUGUGGCGGAAAUCCGCAAGCGUUCUCACGAGCAGCUGCGCAGUCUUGAGAUCCGUAAAAAAGAUGUGGAACGUAUGGACCGACAGGCACAGUCGUUGUAUAUGAAUUUGGCGGAUCUACUUGACCUCAAGCAGAAACACUCAAAUGCGCUCGAAGCGCGGUUUGCUGGAGACCAGGCUGUCAUUGCCGCUAAGCAGGGACAGACUAUUAUGGUAUUCACUAUUGUGACUAUUAUUUUCUUACCCAUGAGCUUUAUUGCCGCUUUUUUUGCGAUCAACCUCAAAGAGUGGAACACCGAUAUUGGGAGUGAGCCACUUACAAUACCAUACGUGAGUAAAUACAUGUUCGGUAUCGGGCUCGGUAUCAGUAUCCCGCUUAUUACUAUGGCCUUCGCCAUUACGGACAUUUCAGACGCGACGAGGGGUUUCUUCGGUGGAUGGAAGCAGUGGCUUCAUUCUAAGGCGAAGAGAAGAAAAGGCAGACAAACUGCAUCUAAUACUAAUGAUAAGUACGAAAAGGACAUAUUAGAGGAACAAACGCAUCUCAUGACUUCAAAAUACUCAAUGGGUUCUCAACGCGAGCGCCCAAUAGCUAGCAGAGACAACCAUCAUCAUUAUGACCAAUACCACCACCACCCACAACAAAUAGAUGAUCUAUCACCUCGGCUGCGGCCCCAUCACAGCCGCGACCGCAGCGGUGAUGGGUACUAUGCGACGGCGCGAUUAUCGCCCGUUUCAAGGCAGAGAAAGGUCAGCUUCAGCAGUGGAAACGCAAACGCUAAUGCAAAUGCAACGGCGCCUUGGGCAAGGCCGAGUUUAGAUAGAAAUCGUGGAAGAAGGAUGAGCGAGGACCUAGAAAAAGGUCGGCGUGCGUUCUUUGAAUGAUGGGCAAUACUGUGAGAACAAGGACAAGGGUGGCCUACGGCUGUGAGAUCCAGAUCGGAGAUCUCGCCUACCAUGCCUAGAUGGGUAAAUAAGCAGGCGUUUUAGAAAGGACAAAAUUCUACCUGCAAUGAG